Messenger RNA from Aspergillus uvarum CBS 121591, 1828 nucleotides. RefSeq names its product pepsin-like aspartic protease. NCBI's taxonomy places the organism in Eukaryota, Fungi, Ascomycota, Eurotiomycetes, Eurotiales, Aspergillaceae. Gene Ontology annotation, biological process: proteolysis. The coding region runs from base 217 to 1644 and encodes 475 amino acids. The record is from RefSeq and is a predicted model, not a curated record. Gene Ontology annotation, molecular function: aspartic-type endopeptidase activity. The transcript has a single exon.
UUAGAAAUCCACAAGUCUAUCACUUUCUUCACCUAUCUGAUCCAGAGCAGUAUUCUGUGGUCUAGCAUACCUUUGUAACUUUUGAUAUUGUAUCGCAACUGGACCCUCUUUCUCUUCUCCGAGUACAACCAAAGCUGCCGGCACUGAUCAACAUCGAGCCGUCUUGCAAAUGAGUCUCAGGGCCAUCUCUCAGGGCUUCUAAAUCGUGCUCGCAUCAUGCAUCCAACCGGAUGUCUUCUUGUCGCGGCUUGUAUCUGGACCGCGGUCUUUGCCUUCAUUCCUUAUGAAUUCAACCUCGAUCUUCCGGCCACCAAACACACCCCGUCUCGUCGCUUUCUGCCGUGGGAAUCACUGAGCGAUACACUUGCCAAAAGUCAAGCCCAGGCCAACACCGACACGCCCAUUACGCUGGAUGUGAAGAGAGCCCCUGUCCGUCGCAGCAAUGACUUCGAUAUCGUCCUAUCCAAGACGCCCUCCUGGCCUAAUACCGCUGCCCUCGACCAGAACGGCAAUGACCUGACGUAUUUCGCAGUGGUUAAGAUUGGCUCCGAAGCGCAGGAAUUCUAUCUGAUGCUGGACACGGGUGGCACGAAUUCGUGGGUCUUCAGCUCCGACUGCACCACCAAAGCGUGCAGCAUGCAUGACACCUUCGAUGCCACGACCUCUUCGAGCAUCAAUGUGACCACAACGGAAUGGAGUGUCGGCUACGGCUCCGGGUCCGCGAGCGGCGUACUGGCCACUGACAACGUGACGCUCGCAGACGUGGAGGUGCAAUUCACGUUUGGGCUGGCCACCAACGCCUCGAACAACUUCGAAUCGUAUGCCAUGGACGGGAUUCUGGGCUUCGGCCGCUCCAACGACACGGCGUACAACACUGCCACCUUCAUGGACGCUGUGGCGGACCAGAAGAACUUCGAUUCCAACGUCGUUGGCUUCGCGCUCUCGCGGACCAAGAGCGGCGAGAAGGACGGCACCGUCACGAUCGGGGGAGUGGACAAGGACAAGUACACCGGGGAAAUCUCGUACACGGACACUGCCAGUGAAUCAGGGAACUACUGGCGCAUCCCAGUCGACGAUGUCUAUGUCAACGGAGACGCCUGUGACUUCACCGACAAAUCUGCCAUCAUCGAUACGGGAACAUCGUACGCCAUGCUCCCCUCCAAGGAUGCGAAGACGCUGCACGCGCUCAUCCCGGACGCCACCGCCUACGGCGACUAUUUCCUGCUUCCGUGCAACUCCACUGCCAAGGUCCAGGUCGCCUUCUCCGGGGUCAACUACACCAUCUCACCGGAGGACUACAUCGGCUCCGAGUACAACUCUAGCUGCAUCUCCACGAUCGUCAGCUACGAUCUGUUCGGAGACGACAUCUGGCUCCUGGGCGACGUCUUCCUGAAGAACGUCUAUACCGUGUUCGACUUCGACGCGUCGCGGGUGGGUCUGGCUGUCCGUGCCUAUAACAAGAACACCACAGCCUCCAGCUCCAGCAAGACCAGCAAUUCAUCCUCUGGCACGUCGACCGGGUCUACUGCAUCUUCUAGCUCGACCAGUUCCACCGGUGGGGUCGCCAGUGGCGCAACGUCCCAGUCGGGCUCCAGAUUCUACCUGCCUGCGUUUGUGGUCGUCUUAUGCACGGUUCUGCUCUAGACGGCUUCCAACCAAACUUUGGCUUUCUUGCACAUAUUGGGUAAAAGACCAUUUCAAUUCUUCAUCUACUGUAGUAGAUUGCGCCUCUGCACGAGCAUUGCCGAAGAUAACCCAUGUGGUAGUCUAUUAAUAGCCUACAAAUAGAGUUGAUCUUCCUGACCCAAACCUUAAAUUCCGAGCUAUC